Cordyceps militaris CM01 is the source of this 735-nucleotide messenger RNA. RefSeq lists its product as uncharacterized. Bases 1 to 735 code for a protein of 244 amino acids. The record is from RefSeq and is a predicted model, not a curated record. Lineage: Eukaryota; Fungi; Ascomycota; Sordariomycetes; Hypocreales; Cordycipitaceae. The transcript has a single exon.
AUGUCACGCCGUUCUUCACGCCUCGCCUCAGCCGCGAUACAACAACCCGCAGCUCCUGCCAUAGUCAAAUCGCCUCCCAAGUCUUCAAAACGUCCCAAGCCACCUACAACCUCAUCACCUCCGUCCUCCAUCCGCGGUUCUGGCGCCACCAAGGCCAGCAGCGCCACGGACAUGCCCACCCUCCCCUUCGCAGACAGCCACGCCUUCCGGGCCUACAUGAUCCAGGCCGGCCGCACCGCUCCGGGCGUGUGGCUCCGGAUUGCCAAGAAGAGCACCGCGAUCCCCACCGUAACCUACGACGAGGCCAUUGACGAAGCCCUCUGCUGCGGCUGGAUCGACGGCCAGCGGCGGCGCGACGCCCUCGACGCGCGGUACUUUUUGCAGCGCUUCACCCCGCGCCGCCGCCGGUCCGCGUGGUCGCAGCGCAACGUGGACAAGGUGGCCGCUCUGGCCGCCGCCGGCCGGAUGCUGCCGGCUGGCCGCGCCGAGGUGGACGCCGCCAGGGCCGACGGCCGGUGGGACAGGGCGUAUGCGGGGUCCGCCACGGUGCAGGUGCCGGCUGACUUUCGCGCCGCGCUGGAGGCGCGGCCGAACGCGGCCGCGGCGUUUGACGCCCUGAGCAGGGCGGCGCGGUAUCCGUUCCUGCAUCGUCUGCAGACGGUGAAGAAGGAGGAGACGAGGACCCGGAAGAUGGCCGAGUUUGUAGAGCUGUUGGACCGAGGCGAGACGCUGUAA